Candida albicans SC5314 is the source of this 1362-nucleotide messenger RNA. It is a transcript of the gene CRH11, whose product is annotated as transglycosylase. Gene Ontology annotation, molecular function: hydrolase activity, hydrolyzing O-glycosyl compounds; glycosyltransferase activity. Lineage: Eukaryota; Fungi; Ascomycota; Pichiomycetes; Serinales; Debaryomycetaceae. The record is from RefSeq and is a predicted model, not a curated record. The transcript has a single exon. Gene Ontology annotation, cellular component: fungal-type cell wall. Gene Ontology annotation, biological process: fungal-type cell wall organization; carbohydrate metabolic process. The coding region runs from base 1 to 1362 and encodes 453 amino acids.
AUGAAGUUCACUACACUCGCUACUAUAGCAUCUACUUUGUUAUUUGCUGCUAAUGCUAAUGCUGACACAUGUAACCCAUUAAAGUCAAGUGAUUGUUCUCCAGUUCCUGCUUUGGGAUCAUCAUUUUUAGAAAAAUUUGACAAUGGCUUGGGUCCUCAUUUCGAAAGUUUAAAGAAGCAAGGUACUAUUGACUCUGGUUCUAAUGGUUUAUCUUUGACUAUGAAAAAGAGAUUUGAUAAUCCUUCCUUCAAAUCCAAUUUCUACAUCAUGUUUGGUCGUGUUGAAGUUGUUUUAAAGGGGGCAGAAGGUAAAGGUAUAGUGUCGUCCUUUUACUUGCAAUCAGAUGAUUUGGAUGAAAUAGAUAUUGAAAUGUUUGGUGGUGAUCCAUACCAAUGGCAAUCCAAUUAUUUCAUUAAAGGUAAUACUGCUACUUAUGAUCGUGGUGGAUAUCAUGAUAUCGCCAACCCAUUGAAAGAUUACCAUACUUAUGUUAUUGAUUGGACCAAAGAUGCAGUUACUUGGUCCGUUGACGGUAGUGUUAUCAGAACCAUUCCAAAGGAUAAUGCACAAGGUUUCCCACAAUCACCAAUGGCCAUUUAUGCUGGUAUUUGGGCUGGUGGUGAUCCAUCUAAUCAACCAGGUACCAUUGACUGGGCUGGUGGUAUCACUGAUUACUCUCAAGCUCCAUUCACUAUGGGUAUUAAGUCUGUUUUGGUUGCUGAUUAUUCUUCAGGCAAACAAUACAGUUAUUCUGAUCAAUCUGGUUCUUGGGAAUCCAUCAAAGCCGAUGGUGGUAAAGUUAAUGGAAGAUACGACCAAGCACAAGAUGAUAUCAAGAAAUUGGAAAGUGGACAAUCUGUUGACUCCAAUGAUAGUUCAUCCAGUCCAUCCGCCUCUUCUUCAGAUUCAUCAAGCACAUCUUCCGCAUCAUCCAGUUCUUCAUCCAGCUCACCUUCAUCUACCACUUCAUCAUCAUCAUCAUCAUCUUCCUCCUCCUCUUCAAGCUCUUCUUCAUCCAGCGAAAAAUCCAAUGCAGUUCCAAGUGCUUCUGUGAUUGUCUUCAUUGGCACUAAAGGAGGUGAUAAGACUACCGUUACCAGUUCUUCGGGAGUUUCUGUUCCUACAUCUGCAUCUGUUUCCACUGCAGCUGGUACUACUAGUGGGUCUGCAAACUCUGCUCCAGCUUCAGCUGCUUCAAGUACUGCCUCCACUGUGUUUAUCUCAACUGGUGAUGCCGCUCCAUCUUCCUCUGCUUCAGAAAAACCUUCUGUUCUGACUACUGAAAAUAACGGAGCCGUUAGUGUCGCUAAAACUACCUCCCUUUUUGGCUUUGUUGCAUUGAUUGGUUUCUUAUUUGUUUAA